Messenger RNA from Procambarus clarkii (red swamp crayfish), 4777 nucleotides. The record is from RefSeq and is a predicted model, not a curated record. Lineage: Eukaryota; Metazoa; Arthropoda; Malacostraca; Decapoda; Cambaridae.
UGGAGGUGGGGAGCGCUGCUGAACCUCGUGCCACCUCAAACUUCUUAAAUAUAACAUAAAACACUCAGGUUAGGAUUAAUGUCAGGAUGCAGCCGCCUCCAAGGAAGGCAUUGUGUAAGAUCGCUGCCAACUACCAGAACCGCAAAAUUGCUUGCGUACCGGACAUUAGGCUGGAAGAUGGUUCAGAGGCAUGGAAUGUGUACAGCGUGUGGCGGACGGUACUGGACGAGACGGAGAAGUUGGGGAAGGCGAGACUCGCAGCCGUCGAGGUCUUCCAGCAGAAUAUUUCGGAGGACGCGAAGCUCACCCGCCAGAAUAAGAUCCACCUGGCUAAGAAGUUUUCAGACCAGCUGAAGGUGAUCCAGAGCGAGGUGCAGACGCAGGUGCAGGAGCUGGACCGCACCAAGAAGGUUUACUACGAUGAGGAACACGUGGCCCACGACGCUAGGGAGAAGGCUAGCGCCGCCGAGGAGAAGAUUAUCCACCGGUUAAAGAGAAAGAAAGGUUCUAUAUUCCAGUCCAUACAGUCACUACAAAAGAACAGCGCUAAGUUCUCAGCGAAGCGUGACGCUUGCGAUGAGAAGUCUGCAGGUGCCCGCAACGAUUACCUCCUCAGCCUGGCCUCUGGGAACGCCCAUCAGCGGCGCUACUACGAGAUCGACUUCGAAAGAUUUCUUCGGACGCUGGAGUGCGACAUGUAUGAUAAAGUCGCCGAGUACUUGACACUGAUGAGUCGCACGGAGCUCCUUACUUGCUCUGCCUCUCAGUCUUCCUUCAACAAGAUCAAGGAGCAGGCAACCACAAUCACACGAGGCUACAAUCUCCGCUGCUACCUGACCUUCUACCCGAUGCUGGGCCAGAACAUCCAGUACGACUUCGAGCCAUGUGAUAGUGACAACAUUGAUAAGAUUACCGUCCACGACGACACCACUCAAGCCGUUCUCGAGUCCGAGAGCAGAAAAUGCGUCACCACCAUACAGAAGGAAGUCAAGGUGAUUCGCGAGGCCUCCAAAAAGAUUCAGAAGCUGGGUGUGGCGGGUCGACACGAGACGGAGCUGCCCCCAGACGUGGAAUUCAAGCUGGAUGAACUAAAGAACAUUAUCCGGAAGGCGGAGACUCACAAGGCCAAGGCCGAGGCCAGACUCGAACUUAUCAAAGAGGGGGGAAUUGAGAUUGAGGACUACUCCAAGAGCUUGGACAGUGAUAGUCUGGGGGUGGAUCUUGACACCUCGCUCAGUCGGUCCGGAUCCACGCUUUCCGUCAGGGAGGAGUUGGAGGCCGGAGGAGGAGACUUCGACGGGGAGCAUGCCGAGACGGAGACCGUGACGAGCAACUCUGCAGCAGAGCCUGUGUCUCUUGACUCAGGCAAGGAGGACUACACACAGUCACAGGAAGAUGGAAAGGUUGAACCGAGCAUGUGGGACCCCACCAGUGUGGACUGGGGGGAUGUUCCUGCCUCACCACUCCCCCCCAUCACAAACGGUCCCCCCGAGGACCAGGCCGCGUACCCCAAGUGUACCGUCUUGUACAAUUACACCGCCCAGAACCCAGACGAACUUACCAUCGUUGAGAACGAAGAGCUGGAGGUCAUGGGUGAAGGAGAUGGAGAUGGCUGGGUCCAGGCCAGGAACUACAAGGGCGAGGUUGGGUUCAUCCCGCAGAACUACAUCGAGACGGAUGAGAGCGGCUCAACGGCCGCCAACGCUGACUUCGCCAACUUCCCUGAGCCCGGAGCUGAGGACAGCAUGACGGGAGAACCAACAGCCUCCAGCGCCGCUGCUGAAGGAGCACCACAGAGGGGCAUCUCCUUCUCCUCUGUUGAGUACAACCUCGAGACGGAGGAGGAGGAGUUGGCAGCUCCUGUGUCUUUCUCCUCCCUGGAUUACAGUUUCGAGGGUGGAGAGGAGUAUAAGGGAGGAGAAGAGUACUCAUGUGAGCCUCCUGACGACCUACCGCCCCCACCACCACCACCUCCAGCAGCAGCAGCAGCAGCAGGAGGGGAUGACCACAAGGCUGCUCUCCCAAGACUCUCUCUGCCUGUAGAUGCUGACCAUCUUUCACUUGUGGAGCACUGCCGGGCCAUGUACGACUACGAGGCUACGUGUCCCGAAGAGAUCUCCUUCUCCGAGGGACAGAUCAUCAGGAUUCUCAAGCGGUCUGUCCACGACGUUGACGACGGGUGGUGGGAGGGCGAGGUGGAUGGUCAGCUUGGACUCUUCCCUUCACUGGUCGUCGAGGAGUGUCGCUCGGAUGGUGAACCACUCACCCCUGAUGUGUUCACGUUCCAGGCCAUCUCUGGGGCGUCGCCGUGCACCACGCCGCCCCCUCACACCCCACCUGAGGUGCCGGGCUUCCUCCUGCCUCCAGAGAGGGUCAUCAUCACGCAGCCAACGCCGGUGCUGGAGACAGCUGAAGAGGAUGAAGAGCAGGAGCAGACGAAUGACGCCGAAGCAACACCAUCCAACUACGAGCCUCCUAACUUCGAGUUGGAGCUGAGUGGAACGCAACAACAGCAGUACUCCCGACAGUUCAGCUCCUCCCCCGACAGCGAGACGACCGAGAAGGAUCACCAGUACGCUGAACUUGUCUCCAGUCCCGACGUCUCCAACCAGGAGGCUGGUGACCAGACGACCCACAGGGAAGAGAAAGAGCCGUCGACUACCACCUCUCCUGACGUCGAUGAAGAGGACGGAGAGGGUGACGUGGAGCGGAGUGAGUGGGACCCCUCAGCCUCCACCACUCCUACAGAUAAUGUGGAGGGUGUUGAUCUCGAGCCCUGGCUCGACGAAGUGGACCCAGAGGCCACCAACACUCCCGACUCUCUUGAAGAGGGAAGUGAUCUCCUGCGGGCACACGUAGUGGAGGUGUGCGAGCCUCCAGAGUCCCCACCUCUCCCAGAACCUCCCAAACAGGAGUGUGAAGGCUCUGACCACUUUCCUCCUGGCGAAAAGCCUCCAGAAUCUACUCCCCUGAUAGUGGAGGAACCAUCAGAACCUACUCCCCUGAUAGUGGAGGAACCAUCAGAACCUACUCCCCUGAUAGUGGAGGAACCAUCAGAACCUACUCCCCUGAUAGUGGAGGAACCAUCAGAACCUACUCCACCAAAACUGGAGGAACCUUCAGCACCUUCUCCACCAAUAGUGGAGGAAACACCAGCACCUCCUCCCCUGAUAGUGGAGGAACCAUCAGAACCUACUCCACCUAUAGUGGAGGAACCAUCAAAACCUACUCCACCGCCACCACCUAAAGUGGAGGAGCCUCUAGAGGUGGCAGAGCAGGGCGUGGCAGGCAAGAGGACGACUAGCAAGAAGAAAAAGAAGCGAUCCAAACUUCCAUUUGAGCAGGGCGACAGUGGCGACGGUCUUGGCGUGGCGCAGAUCAUCAUCACUGCGGCGACUCCAAUGGUGGAGACACAGGAGGAGGACAUCGGCGGCGCUGGCGAGGACUCGAGGGCCGAGGCCGACCAAGACCCGCUGGAUAGUCAACACCCAGAGGCCGAGCGCUCCGAGUGCGAGGGGGAGGCACUGGUGCUUGACGACGAAGGCCGACAGCCCCCACCGCCUCCAGCCCCCGAGGGGCCCAUGGAGAUGCGGAUGGAGAUGGUGGGUGCGGAGGGCGGCAUAGGAGACUUGGAAGGGGAGCGAUCACCCUCACCCAAGUCUCCAAGCCCGAGUGACGGUCCACCUGAACUUGACCCGGAGAAACUCAAAGCCUUAGAGAGAAUUAAGGAAUCAAAUGCCUAAUGCUAGAUUUUGGCCGCUAGUUCAGUGACAGCCUGGUAGUCACAGCUGUUAGGAGACUGCCCACCAACACUUAACACAAGUUUGUAAUAUACGACACCAUAAUCACUCCGUGGUGCAGUGUGUGUGUGUUAUAACCGAAACAUCGCGGUAACAUGCGAGAUUCCUUUGAUGUUAUGCGGAACCAAGCAGAAAAUACUCACACGUGUAGGCCUACUUACAUGUAGGUCAUUAAACUUCAUACCGCACUUAUUAAAAGAUCUUGAAGAAACACAAUAGUACGCUGUUGGCCUUAGAGACCACCUCAGUUUCACAUAACGUGCACAAGUCAAGUUAACGAAACGUCAGCUUGAAUAAUAUGGAUAGUAGGCCUAAAGGCCUAAAGUGAGCGUGGAUCCGUCCCACUUUGAGUGGACGGCAGGACAGAAGGUCGAGCGACGAUGGACAGUGGUGCCAAAGCCGUCGCCCAAGAAAUACCGGUCUGGUAUAAAAUGCAAUUGUACAAGAGGUGUUUGUCCCUAUUAGAAGUCUAUAACAAGCUAACUGUAACGUUUUGGUAACAUUUGUGAAUACCUCUAACUCUCUCUCUGUGUACUAGUUCCCUGUGAACCUAUGCAUAAUUUUGCUGACGUAACAUUUUCUUUAAAUUUUCAUAUCAAAUUUAAUAAUAAUUUUGUCUUCAUUUAAGCGUGUGCAGGUUUACUCUUUCAUUCAAUUAUCAUGUUUUCCUUUCGGAAGGAAGACCAGUGUACAUACAUCAUCCCAGGAGGACAUGUACACAUACAUCAUCCCAGGAGGACAUGUACACAUACAUCAUCCCAGGAGGACAUGUACACAUACAUCAUCCCAGGAGGACAUGUACACAUACAUCAUCCCAGGAGGACAUGUACACAUACAUCAUCCCAGGAGGACAUGUACACAUACAUCACCCUAGGAGGACAUGUACACAUACAUCAUCCCAGGAGGACAUGUACACAUACAUCAUCCCAGGAGGACAUGUACACAUACAUCAUCCCAGGAGGACAUGUACACAUACA